GUGCACUGUGUCCUUCGGACACAGCGGAUCACCGAUCCACGGACAGAGCCGAAGAUGUUGGCUCGGUCAUGUGAUCAGCUGUGCCCAAUCACAGCUGAUCACAUGGCACUGAUGAUCAGUGUGGCCCCAUCAGUGCCACCUGUCAGUGUCCAUCAAUUCUAGCUGUCAGUGUCCAUCGGUGCCAGCUGUCAGUGCUGAACAGUGCCAUGUGCCAGUGCACAUCAAUGCCACAUAUCAGUGCCUAUCAGUGCGCAUCAAUUCCCAUAUAUCAGUGCCCAUCUGAGCUGCCCUUCAGUGCCACCUAUCAAUGCCAAUCAGUGCCACCUAUUAGUGUUGCCAAUCAGUGCCACCUAUUAGUGUUGCCAAUCAGUGCCACCUGUCAGUGCCAGUCAGUG
This is a messenger RNA of Staurois parvus, 395 nucleotides long. NCBI's taxonomy places the organism in Eukaryota, Metazoa, Chordata, Amphibia, Anura, Ranidae. The record is from the annotation of a GenBank genome assembly.